Molecule: messenger RNA, 1119 nt
Organism: Momordica charantia (bitter melon)
Lineage: Eukaryota; Viridiplantae; Streptophyta; Magnoliopsida; Cucurbitales; Cucurbitaceae
Product: oil body-associated protein 1A-like
Source: RefSeq, a predicted model, not a curated record
GACCGGAGAGAAAAAAUGUCGAAGCAUCCGGAAGUUCCCGGCGAGCCGACUCAGACCGGCACCGCCGUCCUGGAAACCGCCACCGCCGCCGUCCAAGGCUUCCGGCCGAUCAACCAGAUCCACCAGCACCUCUGCGCGUUUCAUUUCUACUCGUAUGACAUGUCGCGCCAAGUGGAGGCGCAUCACUACUGCGCGCACCUGAACGAGGAGGUGCGACAAUGCUUGAUCUUCGAUAGCCCGGAGAAAGAUGCAAGACUAAUAGGGAUCGAGUACAUGAUAUCAGAGGAUCUGUUCUUGACGUUGCCCGACGACGAGAAGCCGCUCUGGCACUCGCACGAAUACGAGGUCAAGAGCGGAAUUCUAUUCCUGCCGAACGUGCCAGGCCCCAUCGAACGUCUCGAUCUCGAGAAAGUUUGCAAGACCUAUGGCAAGACGUUCCAUUUCUGGCAGGUUGAUCGAGGUGACAUUCUACCGCUCGGCCUCCCACAGUUGAUGAUGGCACUGACUCGGGAUGGCCAGCUCGACGAGAAUCUAGCGCAAGACGUUGAGAAGCGGUAUGGAGUUUCGUUCGGGGAGGAGAGGAAGAAGAGGGAGUAUAUGUCGGGGCCAGAGCACGGCGUGCACCCUUUGGCAAAUGGUGCGGGGAAAGGGCUGAAGACGGAGCUCAGGGAGACGACGAUGCCAACGAUCGUGGCCUCGGCUACGAGAGUGUUUGUUUGAGAAAAGAUAUGAACGAGUUGAAGGAGUAGGCAUUAUUUGUGGAGAAGAAGUAAUAAAUUGGGGGUUAUCGGGACCAAUGCUGCGAGCUUCCGGAAUACCAUGGGAUCUUCGUAAAGUUGAUAAUUAUGAGUGUUAUGACGAAUUUGAUUGUCAAAAUCAAGUGACAAUCGGAAGAGUUGUCCAUGUAUAUAUGUAAGGUACAUUUUCUUUUCCGAUUAAAAAAAAAUGUUGGCAAGUCUGAAAAUUGUAGAGCAAAAAGUUUUGCACCAACAUUUUUUCUUUUUCAUUGAGAAAUGGUUGUUGGGAGACUCCAUGCCAAACGUCGGGAUCUAUCUCGAAGUUUUAUAAAAGCGUCGGGAGAGACCUCUUUUCAUCAAAGAAGCUUAAAGUCAUAUUUAA